AUGAAACAGAGAUUACAUGUGUCGUCUUCUGAGGAGACGAUGGCAUUUGAUGCGACGUGCCCUCAUUGGUCGACAGAUAAGUGGAGAAAGAAUUCAAAAAUUGCUCAGCAGAACCGCAAAGUCGCAGAUGCUAAUGGGUCGACAGCUAGGCACACCGCGGGUAGUAUAGGAUUUGACGAGCAUCGUAACAACUUAGAAAAGAUGUUGGGUAAACCACCCACACAAUUUGAUGUUUUCAUGAAGACGCAUGGCACAGCUAAGGCAAAAAAAAGAUAUUUUGCGGGAGAUCAUGAAAAUCUUGAAUAUUGCUCACUAACUGCCAAAGAAGCACAAGAGAUGUAUCUACAGGAGAUGGCCAAAAAACACGGAGAAGACUCUUCAAACCAUAAAGAUGAUGCGAGUGUAUGGGAGGAAAUUCAACUUAGGAGAAAAGGAAAGAAGAAGGGUGAUAUCUAUGGCAUAGGAGCAUCAGAUAUACAUUUUGUGAUUACUGGGACACCGUCUUCCCAAUCCACCCAAUCCACCCAAUCGGAUAGUACACAACAAGAGGUUGAUAGGUUACGUGCACAAGUUUCUACCAUGGAACAACAGCAACAACAAAUGAAAGAACAAAUGGAAAUGGUUAUGAGGAUGAUGAAUAUGUCUGGAAAUCAACCCCGUGCUCCCCCUGAUAAUCCACCUGAGGACAAUUGA
This is a messenger RNA of Lactuca saligna, 693 nucleotides long. The record is from the annotation of a GenBank genome assembly. Lineage: Eukaryota; Viridiplantae; Streptophyta; Magnoliopsida; Asterales; Asteraceae.